AUGGCUAAUAAACUUAUUCCUGUAUUGCUUAUUUUAUUCUUGUCCAUUCCAAAUUUUGAUGCAAAUCAAUUAAGCGAGGAAGAUCCAGACGAAAAGCCUCGAUACCAACAAUAUGUGAACGAGCAGAAUUACCAUAUUCCCUUCAAAACACGCAUCAGUGAGCCUUUCAGAGAGUAUCAAACGGUGCACGCUGUAGGAAAAGUUAAUGCCGACCCAAAGAGGGUGGAUUUAAAUUUCUAUAAAGGUGGGAACGAGGAUGAUGAUAUGCCUUUACAUCUUUCAGUUAGAUUUGAUGAAGGCUUGUUUAAGGGAAAUGUGGUGUUUAAUACCCUAGUCAAUAAAAAUUGGUCAGAGCCGGAAGAGCGUGUUCAAAGUCCAUUCAAACCAGAUGAUGAAUUUGAUAUUCGGGUCCGAAUUUUGCCAGGAAAAUUUCAGGCAAUCUUAUAA
Messenger RNA from Meloidogyne enterolobii, 447 nucleotides. The record is from the annotation of a GenBank genome assembly. Lineage: Eukaryota; Metazoa; Nematoda; Chromadorea; Rhabditida; Meloidogynidae.